Messenger RNA from Ciona intestinalis (vase tunicate), 2138 nucleotides. Lineage: Eukaryota; Metazoa; Chordata; Ascidiacea; Phlebobranchia; Cionidae. The record is from RefSeq and is a predicted model, not a curated record.
CGGGUUGAAUGCAUAACUAAUUUAGCGAGCCUUGCGAUUAUGCUCACUUAUUAUAUUUAAGUUUCUUAGAAGCAGUCGAUUAAAUGGAAAGAGUUGGACAGUUUCCGCAUUUCUGGUCUUUAGAAAAAAAAACGGUUUGUUUGCUUUCGAUAUGUGUUAUCCAGAUAACAUAGUCAACAGUUAUUUAGGUUACCGUUUGUGAUUCCUAUAUACUGUUCUCAUGACGUAAUAUUACCAGUACAAACAUAUAUGUUUGGUUAUUAUAUAAAGGUUUAGGAAAUAUGAAGUUAUUAUUUCUUCUUUGUUUAAUGAUGUCACAGUUCGCCGUUACGAACUCGAAGAAAAAAAUUGACAACUUUUCUUUCGAUGACAUUUCAAUGUAUGAAAAAGAGAAGGCGAUUUUAAACUCCAAUUGUACAGAUUCAAAGUCUUGCCUUCAACGUUGUCAACAUGGGAAGGUAUGGACGCUUCAAACAGGUUGUUGUAGUUGUACAUGUAGACGAGGUUAUAUUUUAUCAACCGAUGGAGAGUCGUGUACAAGAGUCCGGUUUGGUGAAUGGUCAAGUUGGAGUUCAUGCAUUGUAUCUGAGUGGGGUGGGGUGCAACACAGAGGACGACUUUGUAAGACCAAGUUAGGAAGAUCUGCGAAUAAUAGAUGUGUGGGUGCUGGUAGCCAAUCAAGAUCGUGUUCAAAAGUUACCAGUGAUUUUCGAAUUCGUAAAAACCUCUUGGAUCUGACCGAUGAAGAACUUCAUGAUUUCAUUCAAGGAUUCACUAAAUUUAAACAUGAUCAUUCGCUCUUUGGAUAUCUUAACACGGUCAAAUGGCAUGGAUGGCCUUUUAAAUGCCCAUGGUAUAAACAUGGCAUUAAAUGGCAUUCAGAUGGACAUUGCAGUUGGCAUCAACAUCCUAUGUUCCUAUCCUGGCAUAGACUGAUCACUAUACAGUUAGAACUUGGUUUAUCUCGUCACAUGAAAAACAAAACGCUUGGAAUUCCUUACUGGGAUUGGACGGAUCCUACUUACAAAGGACUUCCAGAUUUAGUGAAGAACCCAACCAUUUAUGAUCCCAUAUUGAAGAAAUAUGUUCCCAAUCCAAUCUAUAGAACGUACAUACCAAGUCACACCCUAGUUAAUAACAAAACCCUAUACAAUUACCGAGUAGUAGAAAGUGCUGGCUACCUUCAACAUGACCUUAUGUUGAGGAAUGUCAUUCUUGCUCUUUCCACGCCAAGUUACAAAAAGUAUGAUGAUACUGCAGUUUUAUCCCAUGAUCAGAUCCACAACUGUAUGUGCGUGCCUAAAGAUCCUCAUAUUGACUGCACCUACAGCUUUGAUACAACUGGUUUCUCAGCAUUUGAACCAGCAUUCUUGUUGCACCACAGCCAAAUAGAUAGGGUGUAUGCUUUAUACCAAAAACUAAGGCAAGUUUUAGGAACACAAGAUUGGACAAAAGAUAGUUUUUUGGAUCCUUACAAGCUGGAUGAACAUUUUGAUUUCUUUAACCGUUCUGAUGUUUCUGGGUCAUGGGAUUGGCCGAUGUCCCCGUUUUGUAACGCUUCAAUGAACCCAAGUUACGUCACGUUAAACAAAGACUCGUGGACCGUCGGCAAUUCUUAUUAUUACCAAGAACUGUUUGGGUAUAAGUACGACACGUUUGAUCUUGCUAGAAGAGAUUGGAAACUUCUUCUCAAAGAUUUAAAGCAGAGUUACAAAAGUAAAUAUUAUGGGAAGAGCAUCCCCUAUUUCUCGCACAUGGGGGUUGACUUGGGCGAAAUAUCUCCUGGGUCUACUCAAUUUAUAACCGGUUGUACUGUCUAAUUAACUACCAACGUAUGAACUUGUUAAAACGAUUACAUUUUAGUAUACCGUUAUAUUUACAGAAAUAUACUUUGUUUGGUAUAAGUAUUAACUGGCUUACAUUCUCGAGGGUGGGAAGCUGAGUGACUUAUCCAUGGUUGCCACUUCCAUGCCCACAGUCGAGUUGCUGAAGCUAUUGCAGUGUGUGGAUAAUCACAAUUUAGUUUGCGUAAUGUUGGUCACGACCCGCAUAAUGGGGUGUAGUGGACAAAGAUCUUUCGAAACACUUGCUAAACUACUCGUUUGAAAGGGCGCGAAAUUAAAUAUUUAUGAUUUCCA